CUCCUUUGGUUUAUAGGAUUUUUAUAGGAAUUUUGUAGGAUAGGAUAUUUGUAGGAAAUAAUCCUUUGGAGGCCUUUGGUUCACAGGAAUGCCAUCCUAUUCCUGUACAGGAUUUCUUCCUUUCCUUCACGUUUUGCAGGAACAGAAAAAAGAGGUCCAACCUAAUGGAAAACUUCCUGGCGCGAACGACGCGCGCGGCGGCAACUGUUCCCUCCCUUUUUUUCGCUCGGCCGCUUCACUCACCUGUGCACAAAUAGAGAGAGGGAGGGGAAAAGAAGCAAAAUCGACAUGUCCAGCCGCCCCUCCUCUCCUCACACAGAGCGGCGCAGCUCCAACCUUGAAGAUCAACCGGCAGGGAGGACGGCGGCAGACGGCCGCGCGACGCGACCACAUCCAGGCGGCGGGCAGGAACCACCGGCAAGCUGGAGCAUCUACCGUCGACCAGCUAGCCACCAAGCCCCAGCGGCAUCCAUCUGCCGCAAGUCUCUUCAGUUUCUUCAGAUGGAUGAUCAAGGCAGGAUGAUAGACUUUGGUAUUCAAGGCCAUGAGUUCAGUCAAAGGACUACAAUACCUUGUCCAAAUAUUGGUCACCAUCAGGACAAUGGACUUGAUGACCUGGAGUUUACUCAAGGAGCUACAGGACACCAAACAAAUAUUGGUCAGGACAAUGGACUUGAUGACUUGGAGUUCAGUCAAAGGAUCAUAGGACGCCGUCCUAAUUUUGGUACGCUGCAGCGUUGUGAUGACCUCGACUUUGACCAAAGGAGUGCAAGGCAGCAUGAGGAUAGUGCUCUUUGCUUUGCAGUUUCAAAGUCCAAGAAGAGUCUUCCUAGAGCCAAGUGGAGUCACCAAAUGAAGCUAUAUCUUAUUCAACAGCUGAAAGAUUUUAAUGUCCCAGGUUAUAGAACUCAGAAUGCAUGGAGUAAAGAGGCAUGGAAUAAGAUUGUGGAUAACAUAAACAAAAAGUUUGGCUUGUCACUAGAUGUUAAAAAAGUGAAACAAAAGGAACAGGAUCUGAAGAAAGACUUCCGCACUGUGAAAGAGUUGGCAGCUGAGAGUGGCUUUGGUUGGGACCGUAUCGGAAUGAAAGUUGUUGCCCCAGAUGUUGUUUGGGAAUCAUUUGCGGAGCGUCGUAACACGGAUGCACUCAUAUGGAGAGACAAACACUUUCCAUAUUAUGAUGAUUUAUUUGCAUUGUAUGAAGGACGGUAUGCUGAAGGAAGGAAUAGGCGUGGCAUGGACUAUUAUGCAGAUAGGGAUAAAGAACCAUCACAAACCAAAUUUGCAGAAUCACAAGGGACCAAUGAUUAUGAUGGAUCACCCUCACCUAAUAUAAAUGCUGCUGAUUUUCCUAUUGAAGAAGAAGGUGAGAAAGACACUUCUGAUUUUCCCCAGCAGCAAUGCCCAUCAAGGCGCUCCACACAAAUGAAUUCUCAGUUUGUGAAAACACCGGAAUGUGUGGAGCAAGACCCACAAAGAGGCAGAAAAAUAGUGAUUUUCAAGAGAAGUACUUGAAGCUCAAGAAAGAAGAAAUUGAACGGUUUGCAGCUAUUGAGGAGAAGAAGCUUGAGGAUCCCUAUAGCAUCAGUAGGUGUGUCACAACACUUGAACGUCUACCUGGUCUACAAAUGGCUGAUAUGGUGAUGGCUGCUGAUAUCUUCAAAAGCAAGGAGAAUAGAGAGCUUUUCCUAUCGUUUUCUACGGAUGAACCAAGGUUAGCCUGGCUCAAAAGGCAGAUUGGGCAUAUCUAAACAUAUUACUUGCAGGCUGCUAGGUAGUAUUUUGUCAUAGCACUUAAGAUGUGUGGAGUCUUUUGUUGGACGCAAACAAAGUGUGUGGCUAGCUAGGUUGUAUUUUGGUAGAAUUACUUGAAGUAGAAAGCUGAACUAGGGAGUAGAAGUACGUGGCUGGGUAAUAUUUUGGUAGAACUACUUGCUGCAGAAAAUGAAAGAGCAAGCAUGUAGUAGUUGCAGAAAACGAACAUGGCAUCUAGUACUUUGCUUUAAUGAAUAUUACAAUUUCGACAUGCCAUAAUCUUGGUUUGCAGUACAUUUUUUUGCCAUACAUUUGUUUGCGGUACACGUUACAAUGCAUAUAUCAAGCUCUUCUUGCAAUAUAGUCCUCCCACAGUUUAUCUGCUAUAUAAUCCCGUAGGUGGUUUCCUGCUUCUCUUGUGUUAUUGAAUGCUCCAACAUCACUAGUGUAGUUUUCAUCUCCCGUGGGCACGUCCACAAUUAGAUGUGGGUCAAUAUUUGGAGUGUCAUUGUUGAGCCAUGAGACAUCUCCAUCAUGAAGCCGAAUGAAAUUAUGUAGGACACAACAUGCCAUUGAUAUGUCAACUUGUUUGCCGAGGGAAUAGUGUGUAGCAACUUUCAGAACUGGAAAUCUCUUUUUCACUAUGCCAAUAAUUCUCCCUAUAUGAUUCCGUAAUUGUGCAUGGCGAAGGUUGAAUAGUUCUCUACGAUUCCGCGGCCUUUGACGUACUUGUGCUUGUUCUUGCAAAUGGUAUCUAGUUCCACGGUAUGGGGCAAGAAACUGUGGUGUGUUUGCAUAGCCCGCAUCUACAAGAUAAUAUUUACCAUGAGGUACCUGAAAUCCAUGGUUAAGUGCAUCUUGGAGAACCCUUGCAUCCGAGGCUGAUCCUUCCCAGCCAGGAUGCACAUGCACAAACCUCAAAUCAAAGUCACAUGCAACCAUAACAUUUUGUGUGAUUGUUUGCUUUCUGUUUCGAUAUGGCUCUUGUUCAUGUGGUGAGAUAGUCAUUGGAAUAUGUGUACCAUCAAUAGCACCAAUGCAAUCCUGUAUUCAUAUUAUAUCAUGAGAUAUUAUUUUGAAUAAAACUUCAAACAACCAUAUUACAUUUACCAAUACAAAGUCAGAAAUAUAUGAAAAUGUAUGCUUACAUUGAAGUAGGGAUGGAAAUGUGAUCUCCUCAAGACUGGAUGUGGUCGAAGAGAAGGUGGGCGUAUAUAGAUGCUUGCAAGCUUUGUAAUUGCCUCUAGUACAUCUCCAAAGUGUCGACUGAUGGUUUGCCCACUGUGCUGGAACCUAUCCUGCAAGGUUUCAUUACUAGCAUUUUUUGCAACUGCAUAUAAAAAUAUGGCAACCUUUUCUUCCAAGGAGACUAUUGUAGAAUCUUCAAGUAUUUCAUUCUCACGCAGCUUCUCAACUAGAGCAUGAAAGAUGUAAGCCUCCAUUCUGAAAUGCCUUCUGCAUAAGCUUUCAUGCCCAUUUAAGAUUUCCUGGACAUAAGCAGCUCCUGUAAGACUAGAUGUAUGCAUUGGUUUUUUCUCCCUUCCUUCUUCCAUGGUAGGGAAGACAAAUAACAUGAAUUCAUCCUC
Molecule: messenger RNA, 3341 nt
Organism: Triticum aestivum (bread wheat)
Lineage: Eukaryota; Viridiplantae; Streptophyta; Magnoliopsida; Poales; Poaceae
Exons: 6
Coding region: 289-1515 (408 amino acids)
Source: RefSeq, a predicted model, not a curated record